This is a messenger RNA of Musca vetustissima, 628 nucleotides long. RefSeq names its product ras-related protein Rab-18 (gene Rab18). Bases 26 to 619 code for a protein of 197 amino acids. The transcript has 3 exons. The record is from RefSeq and is a predicted model, not a curated record. Gene Ontology annotation, molecular function: GTP binding; GTPase activity. Lineage: Eukaryota; Metazoa; Arthropoda; Insecta; Diptera; Muscidae.
AGAAAUUGUGUAUUUAUAGCCAAAAAUGCUCAGCGACAAAGCAAUAAAACUAUUAGUAAUUGGCGAAAGUGGUGUGGGGAAAUCAAGUCUCAUUCGUCGAUUUGUUGAAAACAAAUUCGAUGAAAGUCAUGAUGUCACAAUUGGUAUGGACUUCAAGAGUAAAGUGAUGAAUAUUGAUGGUGUAGAUUAUAAAUUGGCACUCUGGGAUACAGCUGGUGCUGAAAGAUUCCGCAGUCUAACACCCAGUUUCUAUCGGAAAGCACUAGGUGCCAUUUUGGUAUAUGACAUUAAUAGCAAAGAAUCACUGGUCAAAUUGGAAUCAUGGUUUGAUGAACUAGAAAACUACAGUGAUAAUCCAAAUAUUGCCACAAUUGUCGUCGGCAACAAGAUAGACGAGGAACGCGUUGUAAGUCGUGAAGAGGGUCUGAAAUUCGCAAGAAAACAUCGAUCGUUGUUUUUGGAAACUUCCGCCAAACAUGAUAAAUUCGUUGCCGAUGUUUUUCGAGAUAUCGUAGAAAAGAUUGUCACAUCAGGUAAUUUUGAACAGUACAAUAACGGCGACCGGAUUGAUGUACGUAAUGAUGACGACGAAGCAGCAGCAUCAUCGUGCAGAUGUUGAUCUACAAUA